AAAGGAAAAAAAACUACCAAAUCGCAAAGACACCGGAGCAUAAAUCUUUUACUUUUCCGUAGGUUUAGAAUUAGUCUGUGAUAUAGUGUCCUCACCGCCUCAUCAGCCUCUUUGUUUCCCCUUUCAUGGAUGAAAUCCAGAUGGAAAUUCAAUGCCCAUCUUCCUUCAUGGAUGGAUUCUCUCAUUAUACCCUCCAUCAUGAAGAAGCCACCAACUUCUCAAAACCCAUUUCCUGCAACCUCAAAAUCUGUCCUCAACCACGCAGACUUGAGCUCUCUUCUCUCUGUUUGUGGCAGAGAUGGAAACCUUAAUCUUGGUUCUUCCAUCCAUGCCCGUAUCAUCAAGCAACCUCCAUCUUUCGAUUUUGAUAGCUCCCCACGCAAUGCCCUUUUUGUUUGGAACUCUCUCCUCUCCAUGUAUUCCAAAUGUGGCAAACUGCAGGAUGCCAUCAAGCUGUUUGAUCAUAUGCCUGUGAAAGAUACUGUGUCAUGGAAUGCAAUUAUUUCUGGGUUUUUAAGGAACAGGGAUUGUGACACGGGUUUUAGGUUCUUUAGGCAAAUGAGUGAGUCAAGGACAGUGUGUUGUCUAUUUGACAAGGCUACACUGACUACAAUGUUGUCGGCUUGUGAUGGACUGGAGUUCUCUAGUGUGACCAAAAUGAUCCAUUGUUUGGUGUUUGUUGGUGGUUUUGAGAGGGAAAUUACAGUGGGGAAUGCACUUAUUACAUCAUAUUUUAAAUGUGGGUGCUUUAGUCAAGGUAGGCAGGUUUUUGAUGAGAUGCUUGAGAGGAAUGUUGUAACUUGGACGGCAGUGAUUUCAGGCCUUGCACAAAAUGAAUUUUAUGAGGAUGGUUUGAGAUUGUUUGAUCAAAUGCGUCGCGGGUCAGUGAGUCCUAAUUCUUUGACAUAUUUGAGUGCACUCAUGGCUUGUUCAGGUUUACAAGCAUUAUUGGAAGGACGUAAAAUUCAUGGACUGCUAUGGAAAUUGGGAAUGCAGUCAGAUUUAUGCAUUGAAAGUGCUUUGAUGGAUUUGUAUUCAAAGUGUGGAAGUUUAGAAGAAGCAUGGGAGAUUUUUGAGUCUGCUGAGGAACUUGAUGAUGUUUCCUUAACUGUUAUACUUGUAGCUUUUAUGCAGAAUGGACUCGAGGAGGAAGCUAUCCAGAUAUUUAUGAGAAUGGUAAAAUUGGGGAUUGAAGUUGACCCCAACAUGGUUUCUGCCAUUCUUGGGGUAUUUGGUGUUGGUACUUCUUUGACUCUUGGCAAGCAGAUUCACUCUUUAAUUAUAAAGAAGAACUUCAUUCAGAAUCUGUUUGUUAGUAAUGGACUUAUAAACAUGUACUCCAAGUGUGGAGAUUUGUAUGACUCACUGCAAGUCUUUCAUGAGAUGACUCAAAAGAAUUCAGUGUCAUGGAACUCUGUGAUUGCAGCUUACGCUCGCUAUGGGGAUGGUUUCAGAGCGCUUCAAUUUUAUGAUGAUAUGAGAGUGGAGGGUAUAGCUCUGACGGAUGUAACAUUUUUGUCAUUGCUUCAUGCUUGCAGUCACGCAGGCUUAGUUGAGAAGGGCAUGGAGUUUUUGGAAUCUAUGACUAGAGAUCACGGAUUAAGUCCGCGUUCUGAACAUUAUGCCUGUGUUGUUGACAUGUUGGGGAGGGCUGGACUUCUUAAGGAAGCUAAAAAAUUUAUUGAGGGAUUGCCUGAGAAUCCUGGUGUACUGGUUUGGCAAGCAUUGCUUGGUGCUUGUAGCAUACAUGGUGAUUCUGAGAUGGGUAAAUAUGCUGCAAAUCAACUGUUUUUGGCUACACCAGACAGCCCGGCUCCUUACGUUUUGAUGGCGAACAUAUAUUCUAGUGAAGGGAAAUGGAAGGAGAGAGCACGUUCCAUUAAGAAAAUGAAAGAGAUGGGGGUAGCAAAAGAAGUGGGUAUAAGCUGGGUUGAGAUUGAAAAGAAAGUCAAUAGUUUCGUAGUAGGGGACAAAAUGCAUCCUCAAGCUGAUGCUAUAUUCUGGCUUUUGUCCAGGUUAUUGAAACACUUGAAAGAUGAAGGCUAUGUUCCUGACAAAAGGUGUAUUCUCUAUUACUUGGAUCAAGAUAAAAAGGAUUAGGACCUGUUUGAUUUUCUAUUGCUGAGUUGUUUCUCUGCAUUUAUUCUGAUGGUUCAUUUUCUAGUGAGAAGAACCCUAUAGAUGUUUGUGCGGAAAACUAGCCAGAACUUGGUUUGGAUCGGAUCGUGGAUCAUGGACAAAAAGUACAUUACAUCAAUACAUCAUUAAAAUAAUGGCACGACAAUUUUGUUUUCUUAUAAUUAUGCAUGAACAAUUAAGAUAAAUAUUAUGAGCAUGUACAUGGUUGCAUGAUCACAUCCUCACUUGAUAUGUUUCUUCUCCUGCACGAUCAAGAUUCAAGACAAAAAAGAUUAGUCUCUGCAUUUAUUUGUUAUUGUUCAUUUUUUAGUGAGAAUCCCAUUAACGUUUGUCCAGAAAACUAGCCAGACUAGAGCUUUGUUUGGAUGACAGACAUAAGUACAUUUCAUCAAUAGUUAACUAAAUGAUGGUAA
Messenger RNA from Glycine soja, 2552 nucleotides. RefSeq names its product pentatricopeptide repeat-containing protein At3g05340. Gene Ontology annotation, biological process: RNA modification. Bases 130 to 2100 code for a protein of 656 amino acids. The transcript has a single exon. Lineage: Eukaryota; Viridiplantae; Streptophyta; Magnoliopsida; Fabales; Fabaceae. The record is from RefSeq and is a predicted model, not a curated record. Gene Ontology annotation, molecular function: protein binding; RNA binding.